Messenger RNA from Nerophis ophidion (straightnose pipefish), 4805 nucleotides. RefSeq names its product zinc finger CCCH-type containing 18 (gene zc3h18). Gene Ontology annotation, molecular function: metal ion binding. The transcript is spliced from 20 exons. The coding region runs from base 540 to 3995 and encodes 1151 amino acids. Lineage: Eukaryota; Metazoa; Chordata; Actinopteri; Syngnathiformes; Syngnathidae. The record is from RefSeq and is a predicted model, not a curated record.
GUGUCUUUAUGACGUCACCUAACGGCCACCCUCGCUGUGCGGAGCGGGGUGUUUUAUUUUCCCCCUCCAUACCUGUUCAUUUAAACCCGUUCAUUAAGGAAUUGUCGAUUACAAACACAAUUACAGUGCGGGAGGGCUGCUGUUAUUGCAACAGUUGUCGUGUUUAACGAGUUCUGCUCGGCAAGGUGAAUCGUAGCGAAAGGUUUGUUAGUAGUUAGCAGGGUGUUGCUAACGCAGUUAGCUCACCUUCGAAGCAGGAACUCAUUGUUAGUAUAUUAUGUUCGAAGCUACGCGUGUAUCCUCCUUUUUCUUAAGUGGUUGUGGACGUAACUGCACACAUUUAGGUUGAGCAGUUUAUUCGAUUAUUUAUUGUAGGUAUUGGUCAUCGAUCGAUGAUUCGCCUGCUCACUUUGCUCCCUCGCGUUGUGGGCCUUGUUGCCGACUAGCACGACAUGGCUAUUAGCAGUCAAUGACCCUGCAGGUGUUUACGUACUUUGGAGUUUCAUCGAGUGCUAUACAUACAAUAAAAUAUUCUCAAAAUGGACACCCCUGAAAGCCCCAACCAAUCAUCGCAGUCUCCCUUGGAGAAGGAUCUGACUGACAGUGAGCUAUUGGAUUAUCCUGAUGAGGAAGAGGAUAGGAUGAUCUCAGACAGUGAAAUACUCUAUGAAGAGAAUGGAGAACUGGCAGAGGCGGAUGAAGAAGACGAUACAGUGGAGAUCAGAGGAGAACGCCUGUCAUUACAGGUGGUGCGAGGAGAAGAUGAUGAGGUUGUACCUGACUUUGUUUCUGAGCCAGAGGAUGAAGAAGCUUUAGUGGAAACUCUCGAAACGGGACAAGAGAACGAACCCAUUGUGCUUUUGGAAGGGGAUGAUGAUAGACCACAGGGUGUUGAUUUGGAUGGAGAGGAGGCAGAUCAAGUAGUUUACACGCCUCAGUCUCCAGUCUCAGAGCCAGAACAAGGCGGUAAUGUUGUCACUAAGGAAGACUCCGGCGUAUCUGGAGUAUAUGGAAAUUACAGCCUUGUUUCAGGAGACACUGGUGCUCAGCUAGCUAAGGUGGAUGAUGAGGAAGAGGAGGAGGACGACGACGAUGAACAAGUAAAAAGCAUUGCAGAAGAGGAUGACAAUUUGAGUGCGCGAGUGGAGAGAUCUGCUGUGGUGAGAGAGAUAAGGGAAGACUCUGCGUCGGUUUCGCGAGAGCUGGAUGAACAUGAACUGGAUUAUGAUGAAGAGGUACCAGAGGAGCCCAGCAUUCCCACACAUGAGGAUGAAGAAGAUGAUGCAAAGGCAUUAGACGAGGAGGAUGGUGGAGACAAGAUUGUAAAGAAGAAAGAGAAGAAACUUAUUUUACCACCAUCUCCCAAAGAUGGGGAUACUAAAAAGAGAGAAGACUCCAGAUCACGCCGAGAUUCAUUCAGAGACAAGCGGAGAGAAGAGGAUGAUGGAGAAAUUGAUGAAGGCGAGAUUGAUGAUGAUGAUUUGGAGGAGGGUGAGGUGAAAGAUCCUACAGAUAGGAAGAUCAGACCACGUCCUAUUUGCAGGUUCUUCAUCAAAGGAAAUUGUACUUGGGGUAUGAACUGUCGGUUUAUCCACCCGGGGGUUAAUGACAAAGGGAACUAUUCCCUCAUCAGUAAGCCAGACCUUUUUUCACCUAAUGGAGCUCAACCUGGAGGACCCCUCCCACUUCUACCCAACAACCCCUGGGCUGCACCUACUGUAGAGGAGCUUCCUCCACCUCCACCUCCUGUCGAUCCUCCUGUGGAAAGUGCGUGGGAGAGAGGCCUCAGGCACGCAAAAGAGAUGUUGAAGAAGGCCACCAUCCGUAAGGAGCAAGAGCCAGACUUCGAAGAAAAACGUUUUAAUGUGACUAUUGGAGAGGAUGAGAGGGAAUUCGACAAGGAAAAUGAUUUCUUCAGGGAACGCAGCUAUCGCAUUAUCAGAGAUGAAACUGACUUGAGAGAGCCAAUGUAUGGUGAUGCAUAUGCUGAGCCCUACUAUGAUUAUGAAAUGGAGGCCCUAUGGCGAGGUGGACAGUAUGAAAACUUCAGAGUGCAGUAUACAGAAGCGCCUCUUCCUUACCACUAUAGUGAGCGUGAACGGGAAAGGGACCCUCGAGAGCGUCACAGAGAUAGAGAGCGAGAGAGAGAUCACCGUGAGAGGGAGCGCCGACAGAGGGAACGAGAGCGGGAGAGAGAGCGGGAGAAGGAGCGAUUAAGGCGAAAAGAGGAGUGGGAGAGAGACCGGAUAAAGCGAGAUGACAAGGAGAGACCAAAGAUGCGUCCGCCUCGAGACAUCCGAGAGAAGAAAGAUGAAAACAAACUCAAACCACAGUCACCUUUAAUUCUGCCUCCCAACAGACCAAUGGAGCCUCCCACAAAGAAAGAGCUUGUUCCAUUAAUGAGACAGCCAGAUGAAUGGAAGGAUCCUUGGCGUCGGUCAAAAUCCCCUCGAAGAAGAUCUGGACUGGGCUCACCACCACGCGGUCGUCGGAGAAAUCGUCAUUCGGGUUCUUCUGUUUCUCCGUCAAACUCUUCCAGGUCUUCGUCUCACUCUUCAUCCUACACAGGCUCUGGAUCAUCUCGUUCCCGCAGCCGUUCUUCAGUCAGCUCUUACUCCAGCCACUCCUCCCAUCGCAGCUCGUUCAGUGGCAGCCGCUCUAGGUCGAGAUCAUUCUCCUCAUCUCCCUCACCUAGUCCAACUGCACCAAGGAAUGCCAAAAACAAACCAGACCUUCCUCCAGUGCUUGCUAAAGGAAUUGCACUGAAGCAGGCAAAUGCGCCUCCUCCACGCAGAGAUAAGCCUCCUGUAAAGAAAGCUCAGAGUCCGCCACCAACUGGUGGAGCAGUUGGCAGGCCUUUAAAACCCUUGCCAGAGGGAGGAAAGCCUCCUCUCAAUCUUCGAGAGUCCGGAACCAUGGUUGUUGAGGGAAGUGGUGGGAUUGGUAGAAACCCUUCUUCACGGGAACCUGGUAAAACUCCCAACCAGAGGGAAGGAAGACAGAAAGAACGACAGCCUUCUCGUAGGCGAACAGUAAGUGGAAGUGUUAGCGGAAGUGGCAGUAGUUACUCUGGCUCAAGCUCUAGGUCUAGGUCUUCUUCAAACUCCUUGUCACGUUCCGGAUCCAGGAAAUCCAGAAAGUCCAGGUCUCUGAGUGUGAGCAGUGUGUCAUCAGUGUCAUCAGCAUCAUCAAGCAGCAGUUCGGUGCGGAGUGCAGACUCUGAUGACAUGUAUGCUGACCUGGCGAGUCCCGUGUCUUCAGCCAGCACCCGUUCACCCACACCAGGUCACCCCCGUAAAGAACGAGGAGGCCCGGUACGGGAUCGUCCUCCUCAGAACAGAGACAAGAACAGGGGAGAGAAGAUCUUGAAGAAAGAUGAAAAUUUAAGGGAGGAUCGCAGAAAGAUGAACCCACCUGGUGGUCCACCGCGAGGUGGCAACCCUAUGCCCAGACCAGUCCCUGGAAGUAGAGGUGGUCACCCUCCUCACCACCCUCCUCACCACCCUGCGCACCACCCUGCGCACCACUCUGCUGGAAGUAUGCCGCCCCCAGGAAGCUAUGGAGGUUCAGGUUCCCAUAAAGAUAUCAAACUCACGCUUCUCAACAAGGGUGAGAAGGGCAGUAGAAAGCGGUACCUUCCCUCUGACAACCGAACUGGUUCCCCCCUCAGCAAGAGAAUGGCCAUGUCACCAGACAGAGCUCGUGAGAAGAGGAUAUCAGGACGAGCCCCACUUUCCCCACGAAUGGAUCGUCACAGAGGGCAAGGAGCCCGGCCAAUGCCCCCCCAGGGAGACAGAAAACGACCCCUGUCACCACCCCCGAAGUCAUCUGGAAAAGGGCCUGCGGUGCAGCCCGGCAAGCCUGCAGCUCCCGGCUCCGGCCCAGCAGCCAGCAAACCCAGCAACACUCUGUCUCGCCGUGAGGAGCUCCUAAAACAGCUGAAGGCCGUAGAAGAUGCCAUCGCUCGUAAAAGAGCAAAGAUCCCUGGCAAAUGAGCGGGAUCGGUCUCCUCACCCGUUCACCUGCGCGGCAUCGAGAACCACGGCCAGUUGGAGUUGGAAACUAUUCUCAGUGACUCCUGCUGUACUCUGCCGCCUACAAUGGACGUACACAAACACUGUAUGGUUCUUGUGUACAUACAUAAACAAGAGUUGUCCUCGGCUCGAGAGUUUCAUCUUAGAGCAUUUUCACUCCCUUAUGACCACAUUCUGCUGAGUUGCAGCUAGUGGUUAAGAAACUGGGCGGAACAAAAGGCAUGCUGAGAAGGAAGGAUUUCUUUGGAAAUUUCUGACUACUUUGUCAGUUGACUACUCAGAAAUGGAGAUAUCCACAUGUGUGUUGCCCACCUGAUGAUGACUUGCAGAUUCUACAUAUAUUUGUCUGCCCCCCUUCAAUUGUUUGCUUCUGUCAGAUCUGUUUAGCUUUCUUUACGACAUGUUGCUCUAGUGAAGUGAAUCUGCAGGUUCCGAUUCCUUUGGAACAAUCUGCUGCCAGUCUGUAUUUGGCCAUUGAAAGUGAUGGUCGUUUGCAGGCUCCGGUUAAACACACUUUUUGACACAGCAAGAGUUAAGUCAUCAGGUGCUCUUUCGACAAUUAUCAUGCAUAGCAGUGAUAGUUUUUUGUUUUUGUUUUUUUCACAAAAGACAGCAUUUUAUUUUCCUCUUAGCUCUUCUCAAGUUAUAAAUCAAUGUUUUAUUUGUGUCAUUUGUAGUUGGGGAAAAGAGAGGUUGUAACAGGGACAUUUAGAGACAUAAAAUCUUGCUUUUGUGACAAAAGCCUUCUAAAUAAACUAUUUUGAUAAAGAG